AACUUAUUAAAUAGAUGUGUUCAAAAUAUGGCAGAUACAACUGGUGACUUAGACAGCUUCUUUGCGCGGAAGGACAAGAAAAAGAAAGGACAAACAUGGGAUAAAAAGAAAAAGUCAAAUAAAAAUGAAAAUGCGGAAUCUGCUCAAAUAUUUGGACCUGAAUCUAUUGAACACGAUGAAUGGGGAGAAAUACAAGACGAUUUAUCCAAGAGUGUAAAGACUGUUGAUCAGUCAGUGGUGGAAGAAGGGGGACGUGGGAGUCCGAGUAGUGGGAACCAGAGGAGCAGUGGGGGUGACAUGCACACCAUUUGCGAGGAGGACUCGGGGGGAGUAGAGAGGGACAACAAGGGACCCUGGCACCUGACCCCCGCCAACACCACCAGCAGCAGUGAUCCCCCCGCACCAGCUCCCACCGCCACAGUCGAUGGACCUUCGAGCAACCACAGUGGGGGCGAUGCAGCAGCCACAGUGGGCAGUGGGGUCGCUACUGGUGCCAACGAGAACAAGAAGGAGGAGGAGAAGUCGAAGGAAGAUGAGAGUACUGUGGAGAGCAAGUACGUGCCUCCAUGGAUGAGAAAUAAGUCUGGCCCAAUGACCGCCACUGCAGAUUCCCCCGCUGGUGCUAAAUACCUGCCCCCUGUUCGAGCGAGGGGUCAGUCACAUCUGCAGACCAAACCGCCGGACGUCCAGAGCCAAUCCGACUUCCCUAGUUUAGGCGGAGCAAACACAAAUCCAGAUGGGCAAAAUGCAUGGCAGAGGUCGCAGGCCAGCUCCGCAACCUAAACGCAAUCAUCAACAGAGCUGCAAAUCAGCGGAGACCUAAUUCACAAAUUCUGAAACGUCAAAACUGAAAUCGGAAAUUUUGAGGGACUUGAAUUUUUGAGCCGCGUUGAUAAAUUCAAUUUUGGCUCUGGUAUUUUUUAUAAGUCUGAAUGUAACCCAUCGCCAGAGGGAUUUUAUUGAAUAAUGUGUUUUAUAGAUUCAAUGGCGCAUAUUCAAUUCAGAAACAUUUAUUUGACUGUUUAAAAGAAGUUUUUUGUACUUAUUAUUUGGUGAAAGUAAAAUAUAAAAGUUCGAAAAUUUCAAUUUUAAAUACAUUUAUUUCUGGAAAUCGCCCACCAUCGUGAGAAAAUUGGUUUACUGAAUAGUCAAUUAAACCAUUUCUGACAUUUGCAUAUCGUAUACUUGGAUCCAUCUCUGAACACGUUUAAUGCUUCGACCACUUCAUGAGAUUGGCGUAGCUUGUACAGAGUCGAUGAACGUAUAUAGUAAAAAAACCUAAAAUUUGUUGAGGCUCAAAUUUACUUUUUUGCGGUA
Molecule: messenger RNA, 1317 nt
Organism: Symsagittifera roscoffensis
Lineage: Eukaryota; Metazoa; Xenacoelomorpha; Acoela; Convolutidae
Exons: 3
Coding region: 28-783 (251 amino acids)
Source: RefSeq, a predicted model, not a curated record